This is a messenger RNA of Coprinopsis cinerea okayama7#130, 2145 nucleotides long. RefSeq names its product NADPH oxidase isoform 2. Bases 155 to 1981 code for a protein of 608 amino acids. NCBI's taxonomy places the organism in Eukaryota, Fungi, Basidiomycota, Agaricomycetes, Agaricales, Psathyrellaceae. Gene Ontology annotation, molecular function: superoxide-generating NAD(P)H oxidase activity. The record is from RefSeq and is a predicted model, not a curated record. The transcript is spliced from 7 exons. Gene Ontology annotation, cellular component: NADPH oxidase complex; plasma membrane. Gene Ontology annotation, biological process: superoxide anion generation; defense response.
CUCCCUCCUGGCCGGUUCCAUAUUUUCCUCUUUAUUCCUUCCACCACUCUCUUUUUCUUCGAUCUUCUUCCUCAACCACAGCGCAGGAAACGUUGGUUGAGAACGUUGCCCCUCGAUACCCCCUUUUCCCAGGUUUUUUAAAUAGACAACGACCAUGGCCUUUCGAAACUCUGGCUUCGACUUUUCAGACGGCAAGGUGACUGGGCCCAAUGCCACCAUUGCCCAGCACCCGGAUUUGGCCGACAAGCUCUCGACAGGCUCGAACCAGCCCGUACAUCUCCAGCGAAACAAGACCGAGCGAAGACGACUCCAGGGGCUGCAGAGAACCAACACUUUCACCGCUGCGCCCAGGACCACCCAGGGGGAGAUGGGCUGGAAACAGCGGUGGGAUGUGUGGAUGAUUAACGAGGGAGGCAGGCAACUGUUCUUUGGAACCUGGAUUUUCCUCCAUUUGCUCGUCGCCGUCUUUGGUUUCAUGCACUACCAGCUUAAGGACAACUCGGAGGGUGCCCGGUCGGUUUUUGGUAUCACCUUCCCAAUUGCCCGUACCGCAGCGCUGGUCCUCCACGUCGACGUUAUCUUCAUCCUUCUCCCCGUCUGCAGGAACUUCAUUUCCCUCCUGCGCCGCACCCCGCUCAACGACAUCAUUCCUUUCGACAAGAACAUCACCUUCCACAAGGCGACCGCCUGGUCCAUCGUCAUCGGCUCCGCCGUCCACACUCUGGCGCACAUGGUCAACUUCACCAAGCUCGCUCUGUCCAUCCCCAACAUGACGACCGGUCAACGAAUUGGCGCGUUCAUGGCUGCCAACUUUGCCACGGGGCCAGGUCUCACUGGUUGGAUCAUGUGGCUCGCCCUCGGUAUCAUGGUAUGGUUCGCUAUUGAGAAGAGGCGACGUGCCCACUUCGAGAGGUUCUGGUACUCCCACCACCUCUUCAUCGUCUUCUUCAUCAACUGGCAGCUCCACGGAAUGUUCUGCAUGAUCAAGCCCGACCGCCCGCCUUACUGCUCAUUCAACACCAUCGGUGUCUUCUGGAGGUACUGGCUCGUCGGAGGUGUCAUCUGGAUCUGGGAACGAAUUCUCCGUGAAAUCCGCUCGAGGCACCGCACCCACAUCCACAAGGUCAUCCAGCACCCCUCGAGUGUUAUGGAAGUCCAAAUCAAGAAAGAGAAGACCACCACCCGCGCAGGCCAAUACAUUUUCCUUUCAUGCCCUGAGAUCUCCUACUUCCAAUGGCACCCUUUCACCCUCACCAGCGCCCCCGAGGAGGACUUUAUCUCCGUCCACAUCCGUGUCGCUGGUGACUGGACCACGGCGUUCUCCAAGGCUCUCGGAUGCGACUUUGAGAGGAAGAAAAAGGGCGAUGAUGGGGCCGUUGCCAAGCCGGCUGCCGUCCCUCCUCCCAUCAACCGACCCCUUCCCCGUGUCAUGGUCGACGGUCCUUUCGGCUCUGCGUCUGAAGAUUUCCUCAAGUACGAGACGGUUCUCCUCGUCGGUGGUGGUAUCGGUGUUACGCCAUUUGCUUCGAUCUUGAAGCACAUCUGGUACCGCAUGAACAACCUGACUGAUGCCAAACCUACCCGCUUGUCCAAGGUCUACUUCACUUGGGUCAUCAAGGAUUUCGGUACUGCCGAAUGGUUCCACUCGUUGCUGCAUGCCAUCGAAGAGGAGGAUACCCAGAACAGGAUCGAGAUUAACAUCUACCUCACUGCCAAGUUGAAGGAGGAUGAAGUCAACAACAUCAUUGUCCAGGAUGUCGGCGCUGAAAAGGACGCCAUCACUUCUCUCCGAGCACCCACUCACUUUGGAAGACCGAACUGGGAUCGUGUCUUUGGCUCGCUCUGUGAGAAGCACCCCGAGACGGAUGUUGGCGUGUUCUUCUGCGGACCUGCGCCCCUGUCCAAGACACUUCACUCGAUGUGCAAUAAGUACUCGACGCCCAAGGGAACGAGGUUCUUCUACGGCAAGGAGAACUUCUAGAGGCUGGAUCUACUAAACCACUAACCUUCGUUGCUAUCUGUUUCGAUCGAUUGUGUAAAUACUUACCUGUUGUAUGGGAUUAUAAGUCACCGGGCUAUCUUCAAUCACGGGAAUUGGAUGAACAUCGCAACUCCUGGCGAGGCAAUAAAUAUUAGGGUACGAAU